Messenger RNA from Osmerus eperlanus (European smelt), 2501 nucleotides. Its product is annotated as zinc transporter ZIP4-like. Gene Ontology annotation, biological process: zinc ion import across plasma membrane; intracellular monoatomic cation homeostasis. The coding region runs from base 128 to 2266 and encodes 712 amino acids. The record is from RefSeq and is a predicted model, not a curated record. The transcript is spliced from 13 exons. Gene Ontology annotation, molecular function: zinc ion transmembrane transporter activity; monoatomic cation:bicarbonate symporter activity. Lineage: Eukaryota; Metazoa; Chordata; Actinopteri; Osmeriformes; Osmeridae. Gene Ontology annotation, cellular component: plasma membrane.
UGCAGUGUGAGUGCGUGGACGGUAUCAGCACGAGGGGAACCAUUGACCUGCUUGAAUAACUGCAUCAGUUUUUCCACAUAAAAACUUACUUCAAAAAAUUACUUGGACACUUUCAAGAGAUCAGAGGAUGAAGUGUGUUUCUCCGCUGAGUGGCGUGCUCCUGGUGUGGCUGUGGCUGGGUCUCCCGGCGGGGCUAAGAUGCUCACUGGAGGAGCAGGUCUCCUCCGGGAUGCUGGAAAUGGUGUCCACAGGCCAGGGGUGGCUGAAUCACACGGCCGUUCGCUCCCUUUUCAAUCAACUCGAGCGGCGUGUGCAGUGGGCAGCAGUGUCGUGUGAAAAGUGCCAGCCUCUCCUCUAUCUAGACCAGCUGGUCAGGAACUACUCCAGCGAAGGUCUGAGAGUGGAGCAUCUCUACCGUGUGUCCGAGGGGUGUGGCCUCUAUAUCAGUAGCCCCGCCCUCGCCUGCGCCGCCAUGAGGGAGGGGCGCUGGGGCGAGGAGACAGACCGCCUCCUCAGGAGCAUCCGUCAGCAGGAGGAGCAGGCGGGGGAGCUGGAAGAGACACUGUCCUCUCUGCUGCAGGACAUGCAGACACACUACAGACCAGCUCACCAUCAUGUGGAGUGUCUGAGCAGCCGUGACAUUAUGGCCGAGGUCAGCAUGUGGUCGAGUAACUACAGUACGGUUUCCAUGGUGAUGGGGAGCAUUGUGUACCACGUUCUCCGGGGAGACUGCUUGGCAGGCCACGCCCUCCCGGGGGAAACCUACUUCCUGGACUCCAUCAUGCAGCGCCUUGGCAACAACAGUGUUACCGUCUCUGAGCUGGAGGAUCUGAUGAGCAGUCUGAAGAUAGGAGAAACACACCACGAAGAACAUGAUCAUCUUCACCCAGAGGACCUCCACGCUCACCAGGACGACAGUCACCGUGACCACAGUCACCAGGACGACAGUCACCGUGACCACAGUCACCAGGACGACAGUCACCGUGACCACAGUCACCAGGACGACAGUCACCGUGACCACAGUCACCAGGACGACAGUCACCGUGACCACAGUCAUCAGGACGACAGUCACCAUGACCACAGUCACCAGGAUCACAACCACACUGAAGAGGGACAGGGUAGGAACAGUAGCUGGGACCAGGUGUGUUUCACAGCUCAGCAGCUGGUCCAGAUCCAUGGGAUGAACGGUUCUGCUCUGGUCCGGUCUGACCUGGCUCGGCUCAGCCCCGCCCUGCUGCAGCAGCUGCUGUCAGGAGCCUGCUCUGCCCUGCCCCUCCCAGAUCCCUCCGACUCUCUCACCACCACCGAGCGGUUCGUGUACGCCAGCAUAGCUAACCUGCUGAUCAGCCUGACCUCCAUGGUUGGGAUCGUGGUUCUGCUCUGCACGUCCUGCAGCAGCGUGUUCCAGCUCUGCAUCCAGUUCUGCGUCAGUCUGGCUGUGGGCUCGCUGACAGGAGACGCACUGCUGCACCUCAUGCCCACGGUGCUGGGACUGCAUGUCCAUGAAGAGGGCUCCAGCCACAGUGACGAGCCUCAGGACCACGUGUACAAGCUCCUGGUGGUGAUGGCUGGGAUCUACUACUUCUACCUCAUGGAGACCGUCUUCUCCAUAGUCACUCAGAAGAAGGAACACCACCACCACCCGCACCAUCACGGCGAGGAGGAGGAGCCUCACCACUGUGACCAUGGCAAGGUGCUGGAGAUGUACCAGGAGAAGAGGAAGACUGCCUCCCAGACAGACCUGGUGGAUGGGGAAGACAAGGAGGCCGUUUCUCCAAAGAAGGAACGUACCAAAGAACAGAGACUGCUCCCCUUCAUGAUCACCCUGGGUGAUGGCAUCCACAACUUUGCAGACGGGCUGGCUAUCGGAGCAGCCUUCUCUGUGUCCUGGAGGUCUGGCCUGGCCUCCUCCCUGGCCGUGCUCUGCCACGAGCUGCCCCACGAGCUGGGGGACUUUGCCAUCCUGCUCCAGAGUGGUGUGUCGGUGCGCAGGGCGCUGAUGCUGAACGUGGGCUGUGCCAUGACAUCGUUCGGGGGGCUGUACCUCGCCCUCUCCAUAGCAACCGACGCCGCCACCAAGCAGUGGAUCGCCGCGGUUACCACCGGGAUGUUCCUCUACGUGGGAUUGGCUGAUAUGCUCCCCACCAUGGUCCAUGUGGACAGCCGUCACCCCUGGCUGAUGUUCUUCCUGCAGAACGUUGGACUGCUGACCGGCUGGAGCAUACUGCUACUGCUGUCUCUCUACGAAGACCGCAUACACUUCUAACACACACUCAUGCUCUGGAAACUGUUCUCUUCUGCAUAUGUAGCCAAUAUACUAGUUGUCCAGAUUAAUAUAAUAAACUCCCAUCAGUUUUAAUUCUGUGUUGUAAAACAGAUAACUGAUGUGAUGUACCUGAUAGCAGAGAUGUGACUCCAGUCUGUCAAACCUCCAAGAUGAACACCUUCAUUAUGCUGCUUCUGUGUCUGCCUCAUUGCACCAAUAAAGGGCAAAAUACAAA